This is a messenger RNA of Ipomoea triloba (trilobed morning glory), 5196 nucleotides long. RefSeq names its product protein ESSENTIAL FOR POTEXVIRUS ACCUMULATION 1-like. The transcript is spliced from 12 exons. Bases 212 to 4882 code for a protein of 1556 amino acids. The record is from RefSeq and is a predicted model, not a curated record. NCBI's taxonomy places the organism in Eukaryota, Viridiplantae, Streptophyta, Magnoliopsida, Solanales, Convolvulaceae. Gene Ontology annotation, molecular function: protein binding.
UAGAUGAUUUGGCUGUUGCGACUACCCAAACACACCUUGCCAUUUCGUUCUCGUUCUCCUCUCUGUAACUGCUGUUGUUCAUAGAUUUUGUGAACCCUAAAACUCUCUUCCGCCAUUCUCUUCAGCUUUCUCUCUCUAAAUCUCCCUGCCUCAAUCGUGAACCGCUGAUAUUCCUGUCUGUCUGUAUCCAAUUCGCGGCAUCGUAACCCCGAUGGCUGAUGGAAAGCUCGAUCUCCCUGACGAUCUCCUCUCAUCCAGACCGUCCGAUCAGACUUGGAUUCCAAAAGGUAGUGAUGAGGACAAGUCAUUGACAGGAUUGCUUGAUUUGUCUAAGGAUCAAGCAGUGCCUGAUAGCAGCAUUCCUUUGUCUCCACAGUGGCUCUAUGCUAAACCAAGUGACACUAAGACAGAAAUGCGUACACCAAGUUCAUUGUCCCUUGGAAGUUCUGCUGAUCCAAGUCAGAAGGAGGCCUGGCGUACAGAUGCACCUGAGGAUAAAAAAGAUUGGAGAAGGACUACAACAGAGAAUGACAGUCGUCGUUGGCGUGAGGAAGAGAGGGAAACUGGUUUGCUUGCCCGAAGGGAUCGUAGGAAACAAGAUCGUCGUGCUGUUGAGAAUGUUUCUGCCAAAGAAACAACUGAAAAUAGAGCUUUGCCUACUACUGACAGAUGGCAUGAUGGUGGUAAUCGCAAUGCAGGUCUUGAAGCAAGGCGUGAUAGCAAGUGGUCUUCUAGAUGGGGUCCCGAAGAAAAAGAGAAGGAAGCUCGGACAGAGAAAAAGGUUGACACUGAGAAGGAGGAUGCUAAUAGUGACACUCAAACUUUCGUUGCUAGCCGUGCUGUUCCAGAGCGGGACCCAGAUGCCCGUGAUAAGUGGCGACCACGCCACAGGCUGGAGGGAACUACUGCAGUCCCUGGUUCAUAUCGUGCUGCUCCUGGAUUUGGGGUUGAGAGAGGACGUGCAGAGGGUUCAUAUGUGGGGUUUGUCAUAGGGCGUGGGAGAUCUAGCAUGUCUAUUCAAAGAUCAUCAGGUGGUGCAAUUGGUGCUGCACUGUCUGAGAAUGAUAAGAGUGUUCUUGGAAAACCAUUCAUUGCAGCCAAUACCUUUAGCUAUCCGAGGGGAAAACUGCUUGAUAUAUAUCGCUGGCAAAGGAUUGACUCUUCUUUUGGUAACGUUUAUGAGAAAAUGGAAGAAGCACCUCCCAUCACACAAGAAACUGUCAUUGAGCCGUUAUCUUUUGUUGUUCCUGAUCAUGAAGAGGAGGCCAUUCUGAAUGAUAUGUGGACUGGAAAAAUCACAAGUAGUGGGGCAUUAUAUAAUUGUUAUAAAAAGGGAAGAUCAACUGAUAACAUUGCAGAAAUUGAAGAAAUGGAAUCUUCCAAUGGCAAAGUGUCAGCCCUGCCUACUGAUACAAAGGAAAAGAUGGCAGAUAUCAUUCCUAAUGUAUCAAAAGAUAUUCGAGAAUUGGCUGUUGACUACAGUGUUGAUACAAAUUUGCAUGGAAUAGAAGCCAAAAACAGAGUUCCUGAUGUUGCUGGAGAUGAUAUUAUAUCAACCUUGAUAAGAGAUGAGUAUAAAAGCAGAUCAAUAGAUAUUAGCAGGUCUCAAUUUGAGGAUUCUGAACUCACUCCUUCCUAUCGUGCCAAAUCAACUGCUGCUUCUGACAUCAGUUCUAAGCUUUCUAAUGAUUCAAAUUCCCUUUUUGGCAUGCCAUCUUCUGCGCAAUACCUGGGAAGUAACACUAAUGAAAACCAAUUAACGAGGGGCGUUCCACCUGAGGAGUUAAGUAUGUUCUAUCGUGAUCCUCAAGGUGAGAUACAGGGCCCAUUUCUUGGCGUUGACAUAAUCUCUUGGUUCGAACAAGGAUUUUUUGGAACAGAUUUGCCAGUUCGCUUGGUAGAUGCCCCAGAAGAUUCACCUUUUGAAGAAUUGGGUGAUGUUAUGCCACACUUAAGAGUUGGACAUUCUUAUGGUGGUGUCCCUGAUCCAAGUUCUAAAUUAGAGCAACCUGCAACAUCUGAGGGAGCAUUGGUAGCUGAUAUACAGGAUUCUAUGUCUGUUUCUGUUGUUGAUUCUUCAACUACCCGUGAUGGCUUGAUGUGGCAACCAUCGGAUUUUGAUGGUCCUUAUGCCCACCAUAUUCAGUCAAAAUUAACUAAUCAUGAAUUUCUUCAGCCAGAAAAAUCAUUUUCCAAGGGUGAUGACUUCAAUGAUUUUGUUGCCCAAGAUGAAGAAAUUGUUUUCCCAGGGAGGCCUGGAAGUAGUGGUAAUCCUAUUGGCAAAGCUUCAAGGACCAGUAAUGAUCCUUCAAGUAUUAUAAAUGGUUCUUCAAUUCCUAGUGAAAUGUCUGAGCAUGGAAUGGCAGUUCAGAGGGAUAAUAACUUGCAUCCAUUUGGUCUGCUAUGGUCUGAGCUUGAAGGCCCUUUUGCAAGGAAUGGUAGUAGAGCUGGUCAGGAUCAGCGUGUAAACCCCAUUGCUGGAAGGGUUUCCCCAUUUGGCACAAUGAAUGAAUCAACUGUUGCUGUGGAGGCAAGGCCUGAUAUUUACAAAAAGAAUGUACUGUCUGACCCAAACAUGUAUCAAAGUGCCAUGGAUGCUCGACAUUUGUCACGGAUGGACCAAGAGUCAAACCACUAUGAUUUGGCUGAUAAGCUGCUGUCUCAACAGCUCCAACAGCAGCAUCUUCAGCCACAUAAUCUGAUGUCUCCUCAUAAUGUCCACAUGAAUGAUGCAAUGAUGGAAAGAGUGGGGACUCAGAAUUCAAUACACAGUCCACAUCUUGCUGGCCAAAUGGGGCAAGAUCUGGAACAGUUCAUUGCUCUUCAAGCCCAACAGCAAAGGCAACUGCAAUUUCAACAACUGCAGCAGCAACAACAGUACCAUCAGCAGCAAAUGCUUCUAAAAGAACAGCAGCAAACUCAGGCUAGAGAGCAGCUGCUUCUUGAACAAAUAUUGCGGAAUCAAAUGCUUGAUUCCAACCAUGGUCAAUCACAUGUUGAUGCUAUGAUAGCCAAUAGCGCUCGUGAACAGGCUUUCAUGAAGCAGAAAAUUUUAAGUGAGCUACAACUCCCCCAGCUGCCUACAAGGCAAGCUGACCCUUCCAUUGAGCAUCUUAUUCAAGCAAGGUUUGGUCAAAUGCAACAUCCAGAGCAUCGAAAUGAUUUGUUGGAGCUCUUAUCCAGAGCAAAGCAUGGACCGAUGCAUCCAUUGGAGCAUCAGAUCAUUCAGCACGAACAGCUGCAUGGUAGGCAGAUGCCUAUGGGGUUGAGGCAACGGUUGGAAAUGGAGGAAGACAGGCAAACUUCUUUUUGGCCAAUUAAUGAAACUGGUCAGUUUCAUAGAAAUCCUGGUGUUGCUCAUCGAACCAGCUCUGGACUUGGCCCAUUAGAUCUUUUUCAAAAGCAACAGAUACUGUCUCCUGAAGAUCACAUUGGUCUCCUCGAGCGGAAUCUUGCAUUACAGGAUAGAAGACCUCAGCGUGGGUUUUAUGAUCCAGGGUUAAAUCCAUUUGAGCGAUCAAUGACGUUGCCUGGAGGAGGUGGUGGUGGAGUUAAUAUGGAUGUUGUAAAUACAAUGGCACGUGCACAGGGUUUACAUGUUCAGGACCCUAAUGUGCAAAUGCAUUCUGGUGGUAACAUGGGUGGGUUCUCUUCUGGUGCCUACCAUCGGUCAUUGGUUCCCAAUGCAUUUCAUGGUUCCCACUCAGAUUCAAUGGAGGGCCAAUGGUCUGAAAGCAAUGGUCAGAUGCCAACUGAUUGGAUAGAAUCCCACAUUCAGCGAUUGCAUCUUACUGGUGAGAGGCAAAUGAAGGAGUCAGAGAUGAAAAGGAGUUCUGAUGAUUCAAGUUUAUGGAUGUCUGCGGGAGGAAAUGAUGAAAGUUCAAGGCGUUUGCUUAUGGAACUGCUUCACCAGAAAUCUGAUCAAUUGUCAACACACCGUCCAGAAAAUUUUGUUGGAACCUCCUAUGAAAGAGGUCUAGCUUCAGCACACAUUUCUGGGACCAAUAAUGUAAAUUAUUCCUUCAAUGCUGUGUCUGAUCAAGAAAUGGGGCUAAGCCAAUCCCUCGUUGUUGGGCCUUGUAGCUCUAAUUCAGGUGUGCAACCAAAAAGCUUUCUUGCAGAAGAGAUUGCUGGUCUUAAUACUGCUGAAAAUUUUUCCUUUAGAUCUCAUUCUGGAUCAUUAAUUGAAGAACCUUUCCUCUCUGGCAUAAAUGAUAUCAACAAGGGCUCUCAAUUAGAGACUCGAGGUCAGGUUAAGCUAGCUGGUUCGGCAGCUAUAGAUCAAGGGGAAGUCCCGGUUAGUGUUCUGAGAAGGAAUACUUCACUUGACACUGGAGUUGGAAAUGCAGGCAUGUACAGUGAUGACAAUAGUACUGGUGGUGCCAUGGCAGAAGAUGUUAAAAAGGAUCGUGCAUCUGCUGCUACAUCAAGAUGUCCAGAAAACAUUUUGCUAAAACGUCCGCCUGUUAUGCGGGUUUUAUCGAAUCAAGAAGGUUUGUCUGAGCUGAACAUUGACAAUGUCAGAGGGAGAAGUCUUUCUAGUGAAGUGGAAAAACGGGAUGGAGGAGGUAAUGCUGCAAAUCAAGUCUCUGAUACUUUUGCCACUGGGAAAAAAGAAGUGGGUUUCCGCCGAACUGCUUCUUGUGGUGAUGCUGAAGUUACAGAGACAUCCUUCAGUGACAUGCUUAAGAGUAAUGCAAAGAAGCCCCCCCAGGAGGUUCAUUCCUCAACAGCUGCUUCUGAGUCAUUUGAUGCAGCCCAGGGUGCUCGACGCAACAAAAAGAAAGGAAAGAAAGGGAGACAGAUUGACCCAGCUCUUCUUGGAUUCAAGGUUACAAGCAAUCGCAUAAUGAUGGGUGAGAUACAGCGCAUAGAGGACUAGGUGUGUUUUUUCUUGGCUGGCUGUAUAGGUUGAGUCUCUUGUAAAUUUUCUCGGCAGAAAUGUUCUUUAUUCAAAAUGUUGAUCACCCUUUUUCAUUUCAGUCAGUGAAGUGUGUGGUGAUCGUUUAGGUGUAGGCCUAUAGUUUACUCUAGGUAAAACUUAAAAGUCCAUUAGAUGUUUUCCAGAGAGCUUUGUAUAGAUCGAGUUUUGUACACUGAUCAAUACACAUCAUGGAUGGUAGUAGAGAUUUCCACCAUCAAAGAUUCAAAGUUAAUAGUUGAUUUUUAUUUGAAAAAUUUUGCAGUUCAGGUCAA